Molecule: messenger RNA, 966 nt
Organism: Onychomys torridus (southern grasshopper mouse)
Lineage: Eukaryota; Metazoa; Chordata; Mammalia; Rodentia; Cricetidae
Gene: Gmnn
Product: geminin DNA replication inhibitor
Biological process (GO): negative regulation of DNA replication; negative regulation of cell cycle
Cellular component (GO): nucleus
Source: RefSeq, a predicted model, not a curated record
CGUCAGCUGCCCGGUCGGCGGGUCAGUCCGCAGGUUCGGGUCGUUCUGGUGCCGUUGGGACCGGCGUGCUGCCAGGGGUUCGUCCCGCUCUUACGCUCGCUGGGAACCGAGCACCGUAGUCUCUGAAAAAUGAACUCCAGUAUGAAGCAGAAACAGGAAGAAGCCCAAGAGAAUGUGAAGAAUAGUCCUGUUCCAAGGAGAACGCUGAAGAUGAUUCAGCCUUCUGCAGAUGGAUCUCUUGUUGGCAGAGAAAAUGAGUUGCCAAAAGGCUUGUCCAAAAGGAAGCACUGGAAUGACCAGUUAACAUCUAAGACUUCGAGCCUGGGUCCAGAGGCUAGUGAAAAUAAAGAUGUUGGAGAUGUCACCCAGGAAGCAUUUGAUCUUAUGAUUAAAGAGAACCCAUCUUCUCAGUAUUGGAAAGAAGUGGCAGAAAAGCGGAGGAGAGCUCUCUGUGAAGCUCUUAAAGAAAACGAGAAGCUUCAUAAAGAAAUUGAACAAAAGGACAGUGAGAUUGCCCGCCUGAGGAAGGAGAAUAAGGACUUGGCAGAGGUAGCAGAGCAUGUACAGUACAUGGCCGAGGUGAUUGAGAGGCUGAGUAAUGAACCCCUGGAUAGCUUUGAAUCACCAGAGAGUCAGGAAUUUGAUUCCGAAGAGGAGACUGUUGAGGAUUCUGAAGUGGAAGACUCAGAGACUGGCACGUGUGCUGAAGAGAUUGUGUCCUCCUCCACGGACGCCAAACCGUGUACAUGAAGUGUCGGGUGCACUGCCAGCUUUGCCAUUUGGUGUAGCUCUUGGGAAAUGAACUACAAUAUGCGGGUGCUGCAGUCCAGGUUGGAGUCUGGGGCUAGCACCACAUUCAAAUACAGACAGUAUGUAUUUUAAUCUGUUUGAUGUAAAUAUCAUUUUCAGUUUCUCAGUGUCAGAUGUGACUUGUGUAUAUUAAAUAAACUUCAGUUUCCUGUUGAA